Molecule: messenger RNA, 1407 nt
Organism: Salpingoeca rosetta
Lineage: Eukaryota; Choanoflagellata; Craspedida; Salpingoecidae
Exons: 11
Coding region: 1-1407 (468 amino acids)
Biological process (GO): protein ubiquitination
Molecular function (GO): ubiquitin-protein transferase activity; 2-oxoglutarate-dependent dioxygenase activity; metal ion binding
Source: RefSeq, a predicted model, not a curated record
AUGAGCAGGUUCGCUGUGUUGUUUGUGGUUGUGAUGGUGGCUGUGAGCAGCGUGCUCUCUUGUGUGGAGGGAGGAGAGGGUAAGGAAGGUGCAGGGAGUGCUGUCGCUGUAGAUGCCGAUGCUGCAGCUGCUGUAGACGCAGCGUCAUCUCUUGAAGCACUCAUCUCCAAGUUCGAGGGACUUCCAGCAGACCAAGGCAUUUCAUUUCACUCCCUCAAACCAGCUGCAGUGUCCACUGACAGUGAAGGCCUCUCGGAACCAAUCGAGGUGACAGAGCAGGAUUGGGAGGAAUCCAAUCCAAUCAGGAUAAAGGCGCGCGUGAUUCGCGGCCCCGCUUGGAAGUGGGGCGACGCUGAUGGCGGUGCCGGUAGUCUAGGCACAGUUCUUGGACCCGCCCGUGCCACCAACUGGUGGCGUGUGAAGUGGGACAACGGCCAUGAGAACGCAUAUCGGUACGGAAACGGCGUGCACGACCUAAUCGUGCUCAAGUACACAACCAUGGACGGCGUCACCAUCUUCGGCACGCCCUCGCGCGUCAAAUGGACGCCCAAUCCGUCCAAGCCCUUUGCCGAGCAGGUGGCGAAACUCGAUGAGCCCUUGAUUCUCCUGAACACCAGCGCAUCUCUCUGGCCGGCAAUGCACGAAUGGACACCGCAGAAGUUUGCAGACGCACACGGCGACAUGGUGCUCUCUCGCGUCAAGGUCACGCCCAGGCGCAAGAAAGGCAGCACGCCCUUUUUCUAUUACCACAAUGCGCCCAUGAACUCCUCCGACGCAGACGUCGCUGCAUACAAGCGGCGUGCAUACACCGUCACAAACAUGACACUCCGUGAGCUGAUCCACAACAUCUCCGCACCGCACCAACCAGGCCAACCCACGGCCGUGUACGCUGGGAAGUUGGAUGACUUUGGCGUCGAUUUCCUCUCUCAAGUGCUUCCAUUGGAUCCAUUCAUGGUGAUUCAGCCAGGGUUUGAACCGGAAAAGGAGCACCUGUUUCGACAAACACACAUUUGGAUCGGGGGCGAGCAAACGUCGACUCCUGCGCAUUUUGAUUUGUUUCACAACUUCUACGUGCAAAUCUAUGGGCGAAAGCGAGUGCUUCUGUUUCCGCCGGCGCAGUGGCAGCAGCUGUACAUCUUCCCCCUUCUCCAUCCCGCGGGGCGAAGCGUGCAGGUUGAUCUUGACUCGCCCCUGUUCCAGCAGGAGCACGCGUUUCCAAAUUACCAAAAGCAACACACACUUGCACUUGAGGCUGUGCUUGAACCAGGCCAGGUGCUGUACAUUCCUCCCCUGUGGUUCCACCACAUCACGUCGCUGGAGCCUUCCAUCUCUCUCAGCGUAUGGACCCCGCACAUCGCUAUCGAAAUUGCAGCAAAGGUGCUGGCAGUGGGUGGCGGUGACUGGUGA